Molecule: messenger RNA, 5477 nt
Organism: Astyanax mexicanus (Mexican tetra)
Lineage: Eukaryota; Metazoa; Chordata; Actinopteri; Characiformes; Acestrorhamphidae
Gene: usp13
Product: ubiquitin specific peptidase 13
Exons: 21
Coding region: 127-2706 (859 amino acids)
Biological process (GO): protein deubiquitination
Molecular function (GO): protein binding; cysteine-type deubiquitinase activity; zinc ion binding
Source: RefSeq, a predicted model, not a curated record
AAUGCGUCCUCGGAGUGAUUUAAAAAUAACCCCUUAGCCCCGCCACUCACUCUGGACCGCUCACUCCACCUCACCCCGGGACACUGCGGUACCGGGCCACUCCGCCGCGGCUGCAGGAAUGUAAAGAUGGCCACAGACCUGGGAGAGCUGUUGGUCCCUUUCAUGCCCACCAUCCGUGUACCGAGAACCGGGGACAGGGUUUACAAGAGCGAGUGCGCCUUUUCUUACGAUUCUCCGGAGUCUGAUGGUGGGCUGUAUGUGUGUAUGAAUACGUUUCUGGGUUUUGGACGGGAACACGUGGAGAGGCAUUACCGUAAAACUGGACAGAGUGUGUACAUGCACCUGAAGCGCCAUGUUAAAGAGAAAGCCCCGGGUGCUGCUGGAGGAGUGGGACCCAGGCGCCGCAAUGGGAAGGUGUUUCUAGAUUUAGAGCUAAACCGUGAUUUUAACGGGGAUGAUUAUGAAUAUGAAGAUGAAGCCAAGCUUGUCAUAUUCCCAGACCACUAUGAGAUCCCUUUACCCAAUAUUGAGGAGUUGCCUGCCCUGGUGACCAUUGCGUGUGACGCUGUGCUGAACGCAGCAUCGGCGUAUAAAAACCCGGAGCCAGAUUCGUGGGAGGAGGAGCUACAAGUGUCCAAACAUGCCAGGAGUCUCAGACAGCAGGAGAACGGUGUCCGGAUCCCCCCCAGUGGUUGGAAGUGUGCGAAGUGUGAGCUGAGGGAGAACCUGUGGUUGAAUCUGACGGAUGGCUCUGUGCUGUGUGGGAAAUGGUUCUUUGACGGCAGUGGAGGAAAUGGACACGCCCUCGACCACUACAAAGAAACCAAAUUCUCACUUGCUGUCAAACUGGACACCAUCACACCGGACGGAGCAGAUAUUUAUUCGUUUGAUGAGGAGGAGGCGGUGCUGGACCCUCACAUAGCAGAGCACUUAUCACAUUUUGGAAUAGACAUGCUGAAGAUGCAGAGGACAGAGAACGGCCAUCACAUAGAUAACCACGUGCCAUCCCGCCCCAGCGAGUGGGAGGUGAUUCAGGAGUCGGGCCUGAAGCUAAAGGCAGUAUACGGCUCGGGAUAUACGGGCAUCAGGAACCUGGGCAACAGUUGCUACCUCAGCACCACUAUGCAAGUCCUCUUCAGCAUCCCAGAAUUCCAGAGGGCAUAUGUGGGGAAUCUACAGAGAAUAUUUGAUUACUCCCCCCUCGACCCCACCCAGGACUUCAGCACGCAGAUGGCAAAACUGGGUCACGGGCUUCUCUCAGGCCAGUAUUCCAAACCUCCAAUCAAAUCAGAACUCAUUGAACAGGUGAUGAAAGAAGAAUACAAGCAGCAACACAGAGGAAUUUCUCCUAGGAUGUUUAAAGCUCUGGUCAGCAAAGGUCACCCAGAAUUCUCUUCAAAUCGACAGCAGGACGCCCAGGAGUUCUUCCUGCACUUCAUCAACGUCGUAGAGAGGAACAGUAGUGGAUCGGAGAACCCCAGUGAUGUGUUCCGGUUUGUGGUAGAGGAGCGGGUUCAGUGCUGUCAGUCACAGAAGGUUCGCUACACCCAGAGAGUCGACUACCUGAUGCAGCUUCCUGUCCCCGUCGAGGCCGCCACCAACCGAGAGGAGCUGAUCGCGUAUGAAGUGAAGCGGAAGGAUGCUGAGGAGAACAUGCGAGCCCCUCCAGAACCAGUGAGGGCCCGCGUCCCCUUCACUGCCUGCCUGCAGGCCUUCACUGAGCCUGAAAAUGUUCCUGACUUCUGGAGCUCCGCCCUGCAGGCCAAGUCCGCUGGAGUGAAGACAUCUCGCUUUGCAUCCUUUCCCGACUACAUGGUCGUCCAGCUCAAAAAGUUCACAUUCGGAGUCGACUGGGUUCCCAAAAAGUUAGAUGUUUCAGUAGAUGUUCCUGAUUUUUUGGACCUGAACCGCCUGCGAGGGAUGGGGUUACAGGCAGGAGAAGAGGAGCUUCCUGACCUCACCCCCCCAAUCGUCAUUCCUGAGGAUACCAGAGACAGCUCCAUGAAUAACUCUUUGGAAUCUCCAGAGAUAGACGAGGCAGCGGUGAUGCAGCUGGCGGAGAUGGGCUUCCCGCUGGAGGCAUGUCGGAAGGCAGUGUACUACACCGGGAACAUGGGAGCCGAGAUGGCCUUUAAUUGGAUCAUCGCUCACAUGGAGGAGCCGGAUUUUGCUGAGCCACUUGCCGUUCCUGCUUACAUGGAACCGGACCUGCCCAGCCCCAGCCUGCCCACCGCCACCCCGCUCGACAACCAGCCGCCAGAGGAGAGCAUCGCCAUCCUCACCUCCAUGGGUUUCCCACGACACCACACCAUCCGGGCCCUCAGAGCCACGAAUAAUAAUCUGGAGCGAGCGCUGGACUGGAUCUUCACUCAUCCAGAAAGCGAGGAGGAGAGCGAGGCCCUGUCGGACAUGGCCGAUACCGAACCCAACAACACCGGCUUCUCCAACGCCAACCCACACAGCGACUCCACUCUCUCCCCAGACCAGGAGCUGUCUAGCCCCCGCAUCCGGGACGGCCCAGGACGAUAUGAACUCUUUGCUUUCAUUAGUCACAUGGGAACAUCCACGAUGUCGGGACAUUACGUAUGUCAUAUCAAAAAAGAGGGGCGGUGGGUAAUUUAUAACGAUCACAGAGUGUGCCUGUCGGAGAGACCUCCGAGAGAGCUGGGCUACAUCUACUUUUACAGACGACUGUCCACCUGUUAAACCUGGACCUUCUCAAACACAGAGCUGCACAGCCUGCUGGGUAAAGAGUAGGAGAAGGAGGAGGAAGAAGAAGAACAUUGAUACUGUUGGACUCAUUAAAACCAUAGAGACAGAGAGAGAGACCCUCAUAGCCCCCGAGACUCCUCAGCGCUCACCCACUGUGGGCGUGGUGAGCUGCGUGAUUGGUUGUUUGUGAUUGGUUAUUAGUUUAUUGCUGGUUUGUUGGGAGUGAAUGUAUGUUCUGUACCUGUGGUACAAAGGGAUGUGUGCAAUUUUAAAAUAUGCAGUUUAAUAUCCUAAUAUAUACACACACAUAUUAACGUAUUAAUGCCUCGUGUUACUGUGCCAGUAUUUUUCAAAAUAUUUUUCCCCCUUUUUUUCCAAAACUACACGUGUGCCUGGAUAUGGAAAUAUCGUUACUGCCAACCCAGCACACCGGAACACCGGAACAACGUACUGUGGAUAUUUUAUUUUAGUUUUGCACAACAAACAAUGCAGUGAAGAAUGUAAGAUUUUUCAGGGUGUGAACUUUGUAAAGUGAAGCGGAAUUAAGGUAUCAUAAUGUCAUGAAUGGCAUUAAUAAUAGUAAGUAAUACGAAUAGAACAAUUUCACGAAUGUGAAGGAGGAAACGAAAUACGUUUUAUUUUAUUUAUAUCGUUUUGGAAAAAAAUCAUGCACUGAAAUUUUUGAUGUUUGUAUUGAUCCGUCAGAGUUAUCUUAUAUUAUGGAUAACUUCAGCACAAUCUGAACUCGAUAUCUCCUGCAGGUUAAUGCCUCGGUCAGUGUUGCACCAUUGGAAAGUGCUUUACUCUCUCAGCCUCGUCCGGUUUCAGUGAUUGGACAGGUCUGAUUCAUCCUGAACUCUUCUCAUUUUUUAUCUUUUCUGUCUACAUAAGAAAUGUAGUGAACAUAUAACCAACAAAAUAAGCAAUAUUCAUAUGUGUCAUCUUUCAUAAACUCUUUAUCAGAUACAACAGUGCCGUAACGCUGAAUGUAUGUAUCUUUAUGGUGCUCAGAUAUACCAAAACCUUUAUCAUUUAUAGAUUUAUUUAUCCUCACAAAAUACAUUAAAAAAGUAUUCCCACUAUACUGGCUAUACCUCCCGCUGUACUUGCUACAGUAUGUCCCAGAAGUGAGUACACCCAUUACAUAUCAUUUGCAGCACGUUUCUGCAAAUAUUUUAUUGUAUCUUUCAUGUAAAACACUAUGGAACUGAAGCUUGGAACAGUGUAUAGCAGUGUAGAUUCACUGUCUUCUGAAAAUAACUCAGCACACAGCCAUUAAUGUCUAAACAUGUAUCAAUUGUGCCCAGAGUGUCAGUAUUUUGUGUCCAAUGUUAUUUUCCAGCACUACCAUCACAGAGCUGGUGGAUAAUACAGAUUUUGUGCUUCUCCAUCUUCCGUUUGAGGAUGUCCCACAGGUGCUUAAUUGGGUUUAGUUCUGGGGACAGGCUUGCUCACUCCAGCACCUUCACUUUUAGCCUAUGUGGCCUAGUUCCUGAAAGUAGCUGAUCAUGCUCUGCUUCAAAAUGUCACAGCGAUGACACCAUCUCUGUCUUAUCAGACCGCAAGACACGGUUCCAUUAAUCCAUGCUAUUGGACUGCUUGUCUUCAGGAAACAGUUUGCAGGCUUUCUUAUGCAUCAGCAUCAGAAGAGGCUUUCCUCUAGUUAGUUGAUGCAGUGUGUAGUGUGUGGUCUGAGCCCUGCAGACUGAACUCACACUUCAAGCUCUGCAGCAAAGCUGGCAGCACUCAUGUCUAUUUUUUAAAUCCAACCUCUGGAUAUUUUGCGGAAGAUGUGGAGGCCUGUUCUUAGGGAAACCUGUCCUGAAAAACUGCUGUGUGACGUUAGCCAUCAUGCUGUAUCAGUUUUAGGGUGUUAGAAAUCUUCUAAAAAGAGCAACAUCUUUAAAAAGAGCAACAAUUUAGUUUUUACAUCCUCAGAGAGAUCCAUGAAGUGCUGUGUUGAAUAUUCAUUGGUCAGCUAUUUAGACAUUAAUGACUGUGUUGAGUUAUUUUCUGAAGACAGUAAAUCUAUACUGCUAUACAAGUUGUGCAGUGAAUACUCUGUUAUAUCGAGUUUCAUUUCUAAAAUUAUAGUUCUUAUGUUUCUCAUCAGAUAGAAUAAAAUAUUUGCAGAAAUGUGAGUGUGGUUAUAAAUACUGUAUGUGUGGGAUAAUUUACGCUUUUUGUUUAAAUGUUUUGUUCCCCCCCUUUCUCUCUCUCUUUCUCUUGUGCUUACCGUCUCUCUCGUGCUCUCUCUCGUGCAUAUUGGCUCUCUCUCUCACGCACUCUUUCUCUCGCUCUCUUCACUCUCUCUCGCACUCUUUCUCUCGCUCUGUCUCUUUCACUCUUUCUUUCUCUCGCGCUCUCUCUCUCGUGCUCACUGUGUCUUUCAUUUAAAGGGAUGCUGGGGGACGGAGGAUUUGCUGUCUGUCUCUAAGCUCCUCCCCCUGUCCUGUUAGGAGGUGUGGCUGAUACUUGGACCGCCUCCAUCUGAAACAUGCCUUGAUCUGGUGAGCUUGUGCACUAAAGGUCAGAGGUCAGCUGCUCAGUGUUUGAACUGUAUAGUUUUGUUUUUAUGGUGAUACAAGUUUUUAUUUUUGCUCUUUUUGCAGAAAGUGUGCCAAUUCUGACGUUCUAUAAACUUUACACAGCGUGUGUUUGAUCUUUUGUAAUGAUCUUCCUUUCCGAAUAUGUAAUGAGGACGGAUACCUCUCCGCUCAUCCUCAUUAGUGUGUUUGGAUUAUUCAAUAAAACACAUAAUUGUU